AGACUUGAAAAGUGACUAAAGAAUAUGAGAUGAUACUCUUGGAUUCCGAGGAAAUAUCAGUUACCAUGUGGUGAUCAUUUUACUCCUGACUCAACUGAUGUCGGAUGGGGUACUUACUUAAAGCAAACUACAAUUCCAACAGUAUUUUCUUUGCCUGAAGAUUGUCAGAUAAAAGACACUUCUUUUAAAAAAUUAAAUAAAAUAAAUUCCCAGAGGAGGAAACUGGGAGAUGAGAAAGAAAUAUGCUGAAAGCUGAAUCCAUUACAUCAAAUGAAGCAAAAAAAAAAAAAAUUACAGGUAACACAUGUGUACUACCUAAAUAUGUACAGUUACUUACUUGACUCAACUGCCCUAGCAAAGUCACCAGCUUUAACAGCUAGUAUACAAAGUAAUAUAUUAACUCUUAAACAAGAUACUUUGGAAACAUCAGUAAAUCAAAAUUUAGUUGCAGAUGAGUUUUGUGUAUCUUCUGAGAAUCUAAGUUCUGCAACUGUCACUUUGACAACUUCAAAUUCAGAAGACAUCAUUACUAAUUAUCUUGUUAAUUUAAACUUUAUAAGUAAUUCUAUGGAAACAGUGUCAGGUCAGGAAAAUUCAUUCUUCUUCAGCACAGUUGAUAGAAACACAAAUAAGAAAUCUGGUUUUGCCAUUUUUAUACCCACAGAAAAGUCAAAAGAUGCAGUUAAUUCUGCCACACCAACCCCAAAGCAAGCCAUGAAAAUGGGCACCGACUUAGACUCCUUAAAUAAGAAUGUAGACUACAGUGCAGAAGUUUUACAAAUUGAACAUUCACACUACAUGGAAGGCAUAAAUAAGGAACAUCUUUGGAAAGUCUCUAACCUACAUUCAAAAGUCACUCUUUUUCAGCUACAGGAACAAUAAUCUCUAGCAAGAUUGAAAACUUUGAAAGCUUUUAUAAGCCAACUAUGGCAGGAGAAUUGGCUAUCUAAAGAAAAUGUCAACAUAAUCGAGAACCCCUUCACAACAUACAAAGUCACUGUCAUAUAAAUAAGUUU
This is a messenger RNA of Microtus ochrogaster (prairie vole), 1016 nucleotides long. Its product is annotated as THAP domain-containing protein 5. Lineage: Eukaryota; Metazoa; Chordata; Mammalia; Rodentia; Cricetidae. The record is from RefSeq and is a predicted model, not a curated record. Gene Ontology annotation, cellular component: nucleus.